This is a messenger RNA of Paramisgurnus dabryanus, 909 nucleotides long. RefSeq names its product E3 SUMO-protein ligase ZBED1-like. NCBI's taxonomy places the organism in Eukaryota, Metazoa, Chordata, Actinopteri, Cypriniformes, Cobitidae. Gene Ontology annotation, molecular function: protein dimerization activity. Gene Ontology annotation, cellular component: nucleus. The record is from RefSeq and is a predicted model, not a curated record. Gene Ontology annotation, biological process: regulation of transcription by RNA polymerase II.
AUGAAACUUCCACCGCAUCGCUUGAUUCAAUCCUGCAAGACGAGGUGGAACUCAGUCAGUGAUAUGUUUGCCCGGCUUGUGGAACAAAGGUGGGCAGUGACUGCGGUACUGUCAGAGCGCACUGUCACCAAGUUAGCGGACGCCAGAAUCCUUGAGCUUAAAGACGAAUACUGGCAGCUGAUGGAAGACGUGGCACCUGUGUUGGCAGCAUUAAAGUGUGCCACGACUGUAAUGUCUACAGAAUCUGAAGUGUCUAUUUCAAACAUCUACCCUAUCACUUUCGGCCUCUUACAGUCGCAUCUUAUGAGAAAUGAAGAGGACAGCACUCGGGUUUCGGAGUUCAAAGAAAAAGUGCGUAACUCAUUGACGCAAAGAAUGCAGGUUCACUCCGAUGAACUACCAUCAAAACCAGCCAUGAUCGCAACGAUGCUGGAUGCCAGACACAAGAACCUGGUCUUUUUAAUGUCAUCCGAGAAGAGACUGACUGCCAACGCAAAGCUGCGCGAAUUGGCAUCCGCAGUGGAUCCGAUCGGGUCAGAAAAUGCAAAUACGGUUACUGAAAAUGCGCCGGAGGUCGAUGCUAGAUGUGACAACGGGAAAAGUGCCCUUCGUAUGCUGCUUGGGGAUCAUUAUAACGAGAAGUGCAUCAACGACUCUGAAAACGAAGUGAACAACUUUCUUAGAGAACAGCCUCCUUCACUUGACACAAGUGCUCUAGAUUGGUGGAAAGCCAAUGCCUCCAGAUUUCCCAGAUUGUCUCGGCUGGCAAAAGGGUAUUUAAGCAUACCUGGAACAUCUGUUCCAUCAGAACGCGUGUUUUCGGCAGCUGGCCUGACCGUCAACAGACUUCGCACGAGACUAACCCCGGAGAAUGUUAAUAUGUUGAACUUUUUAAACAAAAACCAGUGA